Molecule: messenger RNA, 2284 nt
Organism: Capsaspora owczarzaki ATCC 30864
Lineage: Eukaryota; Filasterea; Ministeriida; Capsasporidae
Product: acetoacetyl-CoA synthetase
Exons: 9
Coding region: 25-2130 (701 amino acids)
Biological process (GO): lipid metabolic process
Cellular component (GO): cytosol
Molecular function (GO): acetoacetate-CoA ligase activity
Source: RefSeq, a predicted model, not a curated record
GCUUGGUUGUUUUAUUUUUCAGACAUGGUUCAACCCACCGCAACAUACCAAGAGCCGCUGUGGCGCCCGCGUCACCACGCGCACCAUCAUCAUCAUCACAAGCACCACGCUCAAACGCCGACAGUCGUGACUGAGCAACUCGCUGAUGUGGCUGCCGCCGCCGCCACCGCCGCUCCUCCCGCGCGCCCCACGCAGAUGGAGGCAUUCACUGCCGCCGUCGCUGCCAAGCGCGGUCUCACUUUCGACUCGUACGAGAGCCUGCGCAAGUGGUCGGUCGACAAGUAUGACGAAUUCUGGGGUGACCUCUGGCAAUUUGUCGGUAUCAAGCACUCCAAGCCUUACGAACAGGUCGUGGACAUGACAAAGCAGCCUGUGGACGUGCCCGAGUGGUUCCGCGGCAGCCGCCUCAACUACGCCGAGCACCUGCUUGAGCACCCCAGUGACAAGGUUGCUCUCAUCGGCACUGGCGAAAACACUCCGCCCACUCGUUAUACUUUCGGCCAGCUCAAGGCGCUUGUUUCGCGCAUUGCUGCUGCCCUCAAGAAGCAGGGCGUCAAAUCCGGCGACCGCGUCGUGGGUUAUGUGCCCAACUGCAUUGAGGCUGUCGCCGCCAUGCUGGCCACCGCAAGCCUUGGUGCUGCCUGGAGCUCGACCAGCCCUGACUUUGGCGUCAAGGGUGUUGUGGAGCGCAUUAGUCAAAUCUCGCCGCGCGUUGUCUUCUCUGUGAAUGCCGUGCACUACAAUGGCCGCGUCCACGACCACACUGAAAAGCUCGACGCCGUUGUGCGUGACUUGAGCACGGUUCAGCGCGUCGUAGUGUUCCCGUUCGUUCAGGAGCACCCGUCGCCCAUGCUCCAUGCCAACUGGGUCAGCUUUGACGCCUUCCUCAACGAGGCCUCCUCUCCCACUGAGCCUGCCCCCGCCCUGGUGUACGAGCAGGUCCCCUUCAACCACCCAUUAUUCAUCAUGUUCUCGUCCGGCACGACUGGCAUUCCCAAGUGCAUGGUUCACUCGGUCGGUGGAACGCUCUUGCAGCACCUCAAGGAGCACAGGCUGCACGGCGACCUCACCAGCGACGAUGUCAUUCUUUACUACACGACGGCUGGCUGGAUGAUGUGGAACUGGCUCAUGACUGCCCUCGCUGUUGGCGCGACCGUUGUGCUGUACGAUGGCUCUCCGUUUAUCCCUUCGCCCAAUGUGCUGUGGGAUUUGGUGGACGAGCUUUCCAUCACCGUUCUUGGCACUGGCGCCAAGUGGCUUGCCGCCCUGGAAGAGAAGAAGCUUGUGCCAAAGGAAGCUCAUCAUUUCAAUAGCCUCCGCUGCGUUCUGUCGACUGGCUCGCCCCUCAAGCCCGAGUCGUACGAUUACGUGUACAAUAGCAUCAAGCAAGAUAUUGUUCUUGGCUCGAUUACUGGUGGCACGGAUAUCAUCUCUUUGUUCGCUGGCCAUCACGUCUCAUUACCCGUCUACCGCGGCGAGAUUCAAUGCCGCUGCCUGGGCAUGGACGUCCAGGCCUGGGACGACGACGGCAAGGAGGUCUUUGACGUGGCUGGCGAGCUUGUUUGCGUCAAGCCAUUCCCCUGCCAACCAGUCUUUUUCAUUAACGACGAUGAUGGCAAAAAGUACAAGAAGGCGUACUUUUCCAAGUAUCCCGGCGUGUGGUCGCACGGCGAUUACAUGAUGGUGAGCUCGCAGACAGGCGGUGUCGUGAUGCUCGGUCGUAGCGACGGCACCCUCAACCCCGCCGGUGUCCGCUUUGGCAGUGCUGAAAUUUACAACAUUGUCGAGCAACCCGAGCUCUUCCCCGAAAUCCUCGACGCGCUUUGCGUCGGUCAAAAGAUGGGCGCCGACGAGCGUGUCGUGCUCUUCUUGAUGCUGCGAAAUGGCGAGUCUACUCUGGACAAGGCGCUGCUGACGCGCAUUCAAUCAACAAUCCGCGCGCAACUGUCUGCACGUCAUGUUCCUGCCAUUAUUCUGCCGAUUGCAGAUAUUCCGUACACGAUCAAUAACAAGAAAGUCGAAGUUGCAGUCAAGAAGAUUAUCUCAGGCGAGCCUGUGACAGAGCGUGGCGCUUUGCGAAACCCUGACUCUCUCGAUCUCUAUGCCAACCUUGCAGCGUUGGCCUUGUAACUUUGAAAGCUGUUGGAAUGUUUGAUGUUCGUUUCUUUUUGACGCAUGGUUUUCGUCUCCGGUUUUUUUCCUCUUUAUUGAAUUGCUUUUGCAUUUGCACUUGCAUUGAGUGUUUGGAUUAAGUACAAAAACAACAAACCGAUUGCUUGCGAUA